CAACACUAGCCCUGCAUGAUGUGAAACGCUUCUCACCAUAUGCAUGUGUGACGGGUUCCAGAGGUUCGUCUGACUUCAGCAAACCUAUCUGCUAUGAGAUAAAGGCUAUUGCACAAUUGCUCGAGAAGAACUGAAGAACGCGCGCUUAACAGGCACGUCUCAGCGCAGCUCCUGUUUUCUGCAGCGUGUCACCUCUGCUGCUGAUGUGAAAGAUGAGUUUGUGUGGCAGGAAGGCAUUGACACUCCUCAGCAGUGUGUUUGCUGUGUGUAGUCUGGGGCUGCUGGCUAUUGCGGUCAGCACUGACUACUGGCUUUACCUGGAGGAGGGGGUCAUACUGCCUCUUAAUCAGAGCACUGAAAUCCGUAUGUCUCUCCAUUCAGGGCUGUGGAGAGUCUGUUUCCUUGCAGGAGAGGAGAAGGGGCGCUGCUUCACUAUAGAGUAUGUGAUGCCUAUGAAUGUUCAGAUGACGUCAGAGUCUACUGCCAGCGUUCUGAAAAUGAUUCGCUCUGCUACUCCUUUCCCACUGGUCAGUCUAUUCUUCAUGUUCAUUGGCUUUGUGCUGAGUAAUAUUGGACACAUCCGCCCUCAACGCACUAUUCUGGCCUUCAUCUCUGGAAUCUUCUUCAUCCUGUCAGGUCUGUCCCUGGUGGUGGGUCUGGUCUUGUAUAUAUCCAGUAUUAAUGAUGAGAUGCUAAACAGAACAAAAACGAAUGAAGCUUAUUUCAGUUACAAAUAUGGAUGGUCUUUUGCUUUUGCUGCAGUUUCCUUCCUGCUUACUGAGGUGGCAGGUGUAAUGUCUGUCUACCUGUUUAUGAAGCGGUACACUGCAGAGGAGAUGUACAGGCCACAUCCGGGUUUCUACCGACCUCGCCUCAGCAACUGUUCUGACUAUUCUGGCCAGUUCUUGCAUCCAGAUGCCAGGGCUCGUGGACGCAGUCCCUCAGACUUCUCCAGUGAAGCAUCUCUUCAGAUGAAUUCAAGCUACCCUGCCCUUCUCAAAUGUCCUGACUAUGAUCAGAUGUCCUCAUCGCCAUGUUGAGAUUGCAAUUACACAAUAGUGAAAUCGAGAAAAAAAAGAGCUCUAGCUAGUUCGUAAAGAUGCCAUACUGGAAUGGCUUUGGCACCAGAGAUCAUGUUGUGUUUUGGACAAAGGAUAAAUGUUAUUUCCUUGUCUUUGAGAGCCUUCAGUACUAAUGCAGUUAUUCUGAGUUUAAUACAUCAAUUGAUGGUAUCAUUUUCUGUUAUUUGUAGUGUACCACACUGAUGUGUAGCUAAUAGUACCUCUGCCGUUUUUCUUAAAGAAAAAAGUUUUUUGAGUAAUUCCAUUCAAACUGUCAGUUGGUCUCUUUGUAGAAUUUUAAUCAGAACUGCAGCUUUAAUUAAAAUCAGAUGUAUGUUUUUAUAGAAAAAUAGAGAGCUAAAAAUGUAAUCUACAAGUAUUCAAUGAUUAUAUUUAAAGAUUCAUAAUGGCCAUAAAAACACAUGCUUGAUGAGAAGAUACAUGCUAAUGUGACUCACCAUUAAUCUGGUUUCUGCCUUUAUGCACUUUAAGUAACCAUAACACAAAGCUUAAAAAUAUUGACAUUAUAUUACUAUGUGUUGUCACUGGUGGUGAGACUAGCUGUGGUCUUUUGAUUAAGAGGCAUUUUGUGUUUGAUAUGAAUGUUAAUAUUAUUUGUUUUUUUAUUUUAUGUUUACUUUUAUUUAUUUAUUUAUAGUGCUUUACAUUCUGAGUUAAUCGGAACUAAUCAGAAGAUCAACACAUCAGUGAUGCAAAGACAAUUUCUUUUUUUUUUACAAGAAAACCAUUCUGUUAUUAUUGAUUGUUUCACUGUGUGUAUAAAAAGAAUAAACAUAAUGAAA
This is a messenger RNA of Carassius gibelio (silver crucian carp), 1864 nucleotides long. RefSeq names its product voltage-dependent calcium channel gamma-5 subunit. The transcript has 6 exons. Gene Ontology annotation, biological process: neurotransmitter receptor transport, postsynaptic endosome to lysosome; transmission of nerve impulse; positive regulation of synaptic transmission, glutamatergic. The coding region runs from base 213 to 1040 and encodes 275 amino acids. The record is from RefSeq and is a predicted model, not a curated record. Gene Ontology annotation, molecular function: voltage-gated calcium channel activity; channel regulator activity. Gene Ontology annotation, cellular component: postsynaptic density membrane; AMPA glutamate receptor complex. NCBI's taxonomy places the organism in Eukaryota, Metazoa, Chordata, Actinopteri, Cypriniformes, Cyprinidae.